CGUUCCUCACGCUCUCUUGCCACUAGGCGUCCCGCACCGGCAUAGCUUCAUCGAUAGCAGUAAAUAAAUAGGCCACCGCUCACCGAGGUUCAGGGAAGGGAGGAAGAAGUCGAUCUCAGGCUCAGACCACAGAGCGGAUAAGCUCAAACCCGUACUCGUACUGCUCCUGCUCUGCUUUGUCCCCCCUCUCUCUGUAUUGAGCUCACACGAGGAGGGAAGGGAACUCCAUCGAUCUGAGAGAGAGCUAGUCUGCUGUUUCGGCCAUGGCUGCACGAGCGCUGACCGCUGCCGGCCGCCGGGUGGCCGGCCAGAGCCAGACCAGGCCGACGCCUCUUCUUGCCUCCUCCAGGAGCGGAUCCAAGCACUCCUCGGUGCUGCCGGACGAGAACAUCGGCGAGGGCGCGCUGGACGGCGGCGAAGACGCGCCGUGGGUGCCCGACCAGGACACGGGCGUCUUCGUCCCCGCCCAUGCCGAUGCCUACGCUGACGACUACUGCGGCGGCGCGCAUCCCGCCCCACCGCACAUGUACGGAGGCGCCGCCCCGGGUGGGUCGACGGCUUCGGUGCUGGACCAGGCGGUGUUCGUCCGGGAGGAGGAGAUGGAGGACGUGGAGAGGCCCGCCAUGGACCUGAACGACGCCAACGGCGGCAGAAACAACUAAGCUGCUGGUGCAAGUAGCCGCAUGCCUGCAUCUGCAUCGAUCAGAGGCCUGUAGUUUCAGACUGCCAGACUCCGUGGUAGAAUUAAUCCCAUGGAUGCAUCUCUCGAAUUCUGUAGUAAUAAAAGGCUCUCAGUUCACUGCUGCUAA
Aegilops tauschii subsp. strangulata is the source of this 809-nucleotide messenger RNA. RefSeq lists its product as uncharacterized. NCBI's taxonomy places the organism in Eukaryota, Viridiplantae, Streptophyta, Magnoliopsida, Poales, Poaceae. The record is from RefSeq and is a predicted model, not a curated record.